UCAAGCGUCAAGGUAGGGACUGGACAAGGCUUGUGACGUAAACCUAUAUAAGCGGCGGCUUGAUUGGCGCGGCUACACUCAGCUACCAACCUUCCAAGACUGAACAGCAUAACCUACUAACCAUCCAAGAUGUGUGACGAAGAUGUGGCAGCACUUGUUGUGGACAAUGGAUCUGGAAUGUGCAAGGCUGGCUUUGCCGGCGACGACGCUCCCAGGGCCGUCUUCCCAUCCAUUGUUGGCAGGCCGCGAUACCAGGGAAUUAUGGUUGGCAUGGGACAGAAAGACAGCUACGUGGGAGACGAGGCACAAUCGAAGAGAGGAAUUCUGACAGUGAAAUACCCGAUCGAGCACGGAAUCGUGCCCAACUGGGAUGACAUGGAGAAGAUCUGGCACCACACCUUCUACAACGAGCUGAGAGUGGCACCAGAGGAGCACCCUGUCUUGCUCACUGAGGCACCCCUCAACCCCAAGGCCAACCGAGAGAAAAUGACACAAAUAAUGUUUGAAACAUUCAACACACCCGCCAUGUACGUUGCUAUUCAAGCCGUGCUGUCGCUCUACGCUUCUGGACGAACAACGGGUAUCGUGUUGGAUUCAGGAGAUGGAGUCUCCCAUACAGUUCCUAUCUACGAAGGUUACGCUUUGCCUCAUGCUAUUCUGAGAUUGGACUUGGCUGGUAGGGAUCUGACCGACUACCUGAUGAAGAUCUUGACUGAGAGAGGCUACAGCUUCACCACCACGGCUGAGAGAGAAAUCGUCAGAGACAUCAAAGAGAAACUGUGCUAUGUGGCUCUGGACUUUGAGCAGGAGAUGGCUACGGCGGCAUCUUCCAGCUCACUUGAGAAGUCUUACGAACUUCCUGACGGCCAGGUUAUCACAAUUGGAAACGAGCGAUUCCGUUGCCCAGAGGCAAUGUUCCAGCCGUCAUUCUUGGGUAUGGAAUCGUGCGGAAUCCACGAGACCACUUACAACUCGAUCAUGAAGUGCGACGUCGACAUCCGUAAGGACCUGUACGCCAACUCAGUGCUGUCGGGAGGCACCACCAUGUACCCAGGCAUCGCUGACAGAAUGCAGAAGGAAAUUACUGCCCUAGCGCCCUCCACAAUGAAGAUCAAAAUCAUCGCUCCACCCGAGAGGAAGUACUCUGUAUGGAUCGGAGGAUCCAUCCUCGCCUCUCUCUCCACCUUCCAGCAGAUGUGGAUCUCCAAACAGGAGUACGACGAGUCUGGUCCAUCCAUUGUCCACAGGAAGUGCUUCUAAGCCCCCAACUGGACAACGCCCCCCCUCCUCCCAACAACGCAAACCUUUCUUGUUUCCCCCACCGCAUCACAUCAAUCUAUUCCCAAAACGUUUUGUCAUUAUCCAUCAUCAUUUGGUAUCAAUGUACAUUCUAACCUCAUUAUUUAUUUCAUUUGUAAAAAUGUUUUGUAAAUUUUGUAAUUCAACAAGUGUCUCCUAUAUUUAUUACAGUAAAUCUUGUUGCCUUUACCUCCCAUUCCUGCACUUUUAGUUCGUUCAUUUGUUAUCAACUUGUAUUAUUUAUUGUUUAUAAAGCUGACAUUUCUCUUGUUGAAA
This is a messenger RNA of Nilaparvata lugens (brown planthopper), 1575 nucleotides long. Its product is annotated as actin-5C. NCBI's taxonomy places the organism in Eukaryota, Metazoa, Arthropoda, Insecta, Hemiptera, Delphacidae. Gene Ontology annotation, biological process: mitotic cytokinesis. The record is from RefSeq and is a predicted model, not a curated record.